AUGGCGGAGGCAGCCAGCGUUGCGGAGCGCCGUGCGGGCCUCGAGCAGGCCCUCGCGCGCAUCCGCCACCACACGACAUCCAAGCUGGAGAACCAGCGCGCGCCUGCGCAGCUGCUCGCCGCGAUCGAGGCGACACUCGCGGAGCGCGCGGCCGCCGACGCCACCGAGGAGGCGGGCGGACCGACCGCCUACCUCCUCGCACUCGAGAGCCUGCUCGGCGCCGAGUCGGUCACACCGGAUGUGCACGCAUCCGCCGUGUACCUGCUCGCAACCGUGCUGCCGCACGUCGCGCCGGGCGUCGUGCGUGCCAAGAGCGUGGCACUGCUGAGCGCCGUCGCUGCGCCACUCGCCGAGCCGCACGGCGCCAGCGAGCACAUGAACGCGCGCAUCCGCGCGGCGCUCGGCGUCGUCGAGGCGCUCCUCGAGCAUGUGCCGCCGCACGACCGCACGACGCUCGAGCGCGAGCGCACGUGGACGACGGUGUGGGACCUCGUGCUGGCGCUGUGCAUCGACGCGCGCCCGAAGGUGCGCCGCCGCGCGCACGAGCUCGUCGCGCAUGUGCUGGGCCUCCCCGCAUGGAAGCACAACCACCCGUACGCCGCGCGCACGAUGCGCUGGGCGGCGCAGACGCUCGAGCGCGUCGCGGCCGCGCGCGGCGUGGCCUCGACCAAGACACGCAUCGACUACGACAAGAAGAGCGGGCAGGCGAAGAAUGCCAAGCGCGCCGCGCUCGAGCGCCAGCAGAGCGCCGCCGACGGCGCAGCGAGCACGGGCAUCUGGGUGUCGGCGCUCCUGCAGAUGCUCGUCCCCUUCGUGCCCGUGGACGCCACGGCGCCGCUCGUGCCCGCGCUGCUCGCGCUGCCCGCGCUGUCGAACCCGUUCCUGACGCUCGCCGUGUACGACGUCUUCGCCGCGCUCUUCCGCGCGCCCGUGCAGAGGAGCGCGCUCGACGCCAUCGACGAGGCGCCGCGGCGCGACGCUACCCUCGUGCGCCAGACGAUUCAGGCCCUGCGCGAGCCGGCGCAUGUGCCCGCGCACACCGACGUGCAGACGCUCCCCGCGUACCUGCGCGUGCUCGAGUCGUGCAUGGUCGCCUACUCGGCGGCCGAUCCGGCGGCCGCGUGGGCCGCGACGCCCGCGCUGUGGGCGGACGUGCUGCACGUCGGCCUGUCGGCGCACUCGGACGCGGCGCGUGCGUCGGCGGACGUGCGCCUGGCCGCGCGCUCGCUGCUCCAGGGCCUCGCGCGCUACUGCGUCACGGACGCGGCCGUGGCCGCGGCGCUGGACGGGGCGUCGGCGCCGCUCUCGACGCUGAUCGCGUCUCUGCGCGACGCGCUCGGCGCGCAUGCGCUCACGUACACACAGGCGCGCGGGGACGUGCUGCAGGUGCUCGCGAGCCUCGUGACGCGGCUGCGCGUGCCGCUCGAGGCCGGCGCGGCGCCGCCGGCCGUGCCGCUGCUCCUCGACACGGUCGAGCAGGUCGCCGCGCUGCGCACGCAGCGGCACUUUGACGCGCGCGCGGAGGCGGAUGCUGUGCUGGGCGCGGCGAUCGCCGCGUGCGGGCCGCGCGCGGUGCUCGCGCGCCUGCCGCUGCAGCUGCUCGACGGGGGCCGCCCUGCGACGCAUGGACGAGGCCGUGCGUGGCUGCUGCCGCUGCUGCGCGCGCACACGACGAACACGGAGCUCGCGCACUUUGUGGACGAGUUUGUGCCGCUGAGUGAGGCGCUCUUCGAGCUGCGCGUGCAGGCGGAGCAGCCGUCGGACGGCAGCGCGGCGCGCCCGGUGGAAGCCAAGGUGAUGGAGGCGCUGAUCGAGCAGAUCUGGGCGUGCUUCCCGGGCUACUGCGACCUGGCGCGCGACGUGGACGUGGCGCUGACGCCGGCGGUGCUCGAGCUGCUCGUGCAGGUGCUGCGCACGCAGCGCGCGCUGCGCCCGGCGGUGCUGCAGGGUCUCGCGCUGCUGGUGCAGCGCACCGAGUCGCUGAUCGCCUCGCAUGCGCCGCCUGCGCAGCUGCGGCGCGAGGUCGGCGUGGACCAGGCGGACGGGCAGCGCUUCCUCGCGCACCUGCGGCAGCUGGCCGCGCCGCUGCUCGCCGCGCUCUUCCAGCUGCUGGCCGAGCUGCCGUCGCAGGCGCGCGGCCCGGUGAUGGAGUGCAUGGGCGUGUAUCUGGCGAUCCUCGAUGCGCCGAGCGUCGCCGCGGCGUUUGGCCAGGUGCGUGCGAUGCUCGAGCAGUCGCUGCAGACGUACGUGCCGUCGGCGCCUGCGCCUGGGCAGCCCGAGGCGAACAGUCCGCGGUACGUGCCGCCGGUGCCGCACACGAUGCUGGACCUGUGCGUGGCGCUCGUGCCGUACGUGCGUGGCGCCGAGGCGCGCGCGCUCUUUGAUCUGGCGUCGAGCGUGCUGCCCAAGGCCGACGGCGGCCUGCAGAAGAAGGCGUACCGCGUGCUCGGCCGCCUCCUGCGGGGCAGCGAGGCGCCGGCGCUGCGCGCGCACUAUGGCGUGUCGGCGCUCCUGCGGGCGUGGGCCGCGCUCGACGUGCAGCCGGGCGCGGUGCGCGACCGGCUGCAGCUGCUCGAGGCGCUCGUGGCGCAUGUGCCGCCGGCCGAGCUCGGUGUGCUCAGCGCGCUGGUGCCCGAGGCGGUGCUGGGGACGAAGGAGGCGAACCAGGGCGCGCGCGGCGCGGCGUACGAGCUGCUCGUGCAGAUGGGCCACCGCCUGCAGGCGGGCGGUACGAUCGACCGGGCGCAGGCGGGCGUCGCGGACGGCGUCGUCGAGGCGUCUGCGAACGAGUUCGUGAUGAUGGUCGUCGCGGGCCUGGCCGGCGCGAGCCCGCACAUGAUGGGCGCGACGAUCGCGGCGCUCGCGCGUCUGCUGUACGAGUUUGCCGCGGUGCUGCCGGCCGAGACGGUGUCGGAGCUGCUGGCGACGAUGCUCGUGUUCCUCGAGAGCACGAACCGCGAGAUCAUCAAGGGCGCGCUGGGCUUCUGCAAGGUCGCGCUCGUCGUGCUGCCGCCGGCGUCGGUCGAGGCGGCGCUGCCGACGCUCGUGCCCGCGCUGAUGCAGGUGCAGAACGUGCACAAGAACCACUUCAAGGGGCGUGUGCGCCACAUGCUCGAGCGCCUCUUGCGCCGGUAUGGCGAGGCGGCGGUGCGCGCGCACGUCGGCGAGGAGCACCAGCGGCUGAUCACGCAUAUCCGCAAGCGCAAGGAGCGCGCGCGGCGCCGCCGCGCGCAGGAGGCCGACGAGGCGGCGACCGAGGCGGCCAAGCCGCGUGAUCUCGGCACCGACGCGUUCGAGGAGGCGCUGUACGGCAGUGCGUCCGAGUCGGACGACGAGCCGGACGACGAGCCGGCGGCGCGCCCGCGGCGCGCGCGCCAGCGCCACCGCGAGGACGACACGUACCUCGUGGAAGACGACGACAUGCCGGUGGACCUGCUGGGCGAGCAGGCGACGACGGUGCGUCCGCGCGCGCGCGCGGCGCGGCGGCAGCCGGGCGAGGAGGCGCGGACGUUUGAGACGGACGAGGCGGGGCGUCUGCGCAUCCCCGGCGACGAGGCGGCGGCGGAGGCGGCGGCGCCGGCCGACGACGUGGACGCGCAGGCGGGCGACGCGUACCUGGCCAAGUCGCGGGGUGUGGACGGCUAUACGGUGGGCCGCGGCGGCGCGGUGAAGUUCAACAAGAACACGAAGCGGACGCGCGCGAGCGAGCGCGAGGACGACGACGACGAGGCGCCCGCGCCGAGCGAAGCGCGCCGCCGGCCGAAGCGCAGCAAGCAGGCGAUCGGUGCCGAGUUCAAGGCGCGCCCCCGUACGCGUAUGUGCCGCUGUCGUCUGUGA
This is a messenger RNA of Malassezia sympodialis ATCC 42132, 3837 nucleotides long. RefSeq lists its product as uncharacterized. The coding region runs from base 1 to 3837 and encodes 1278 amino acids. The record is from RefSeq and is a predicted model, not a curated record. NCBI's taxonomy places the organism in Eukaryota, Fungi, Basidiomycota, Malasseziomycetes, Malasseziales, Malasseziaceae. The transcript is spliced from 2 exons.